AUGUCGCGAGGACCUCUAGGCGAACUACCGGGCAUGACCUUCGACCCCCUCCGGAAUCGCUACUUUCCAACACCCAAAAACCCUCCUCCCUCCCCACCUGCCGCCCAUUCCCGCUCCGGAAAUUCAUCGAGAAGAGAUGAGAUCGUCAACAUGUUCACGCCGGGCCCGGGGCAGCCGUUUUGCGUCAAGAAACGACCUCGGUCGAGUGAAGCUGGUGAGGCGAGGGAGGAGGUGGUGUGUGGGGGAGGAGGGAGGAGGGUGCAGAGAGGGAGAGGGAGGAUGGGGGCGCUGGGAGGGAGGCAGAGGGAGAGGGGCGAGGAAUCGGUUCUCUCAAAGCUUGUGCUUGAUGCGGAACAUCAUUCUUGUGGCUGUGAGGGCGAGGUCAUAACGUCUUAUCAAUCUUAUGGAGAUGAAGCGUACGCCGCGACAACUGAUCAUGGAAAAUUGAUCCUUCACUGGGCGGGGGGCAACACUGUAGUCUUCCAUGUGUGCCCACAACCUCUGGUAUCGAUGCACUGGGAUGUGAUGCGAAUGUCCAUGAUGGCGAUAUCAGGCGGGGUAGAUCCGCAUGUGCAUCUUUUUAUCAGAGAUCCCAGUCUACUCGACCAUAUCAGAAUGGUUCACGGCGACAUCAAGUUGAAGGGCGAUAUCUACGCAGUGUCCUCUUUUGACGACAAAUGUACCAUAGGCGGUACAAAAUCCCUCACCGUCAUUGACUACAAAACCCACUUGCACGACAGUGAUCCCCGCCUAAUCUCUUCCGUCCGCAAACUCAAAUCCGACGCUUUAUCCCUCGAUCAAUACACGUCCGACAACGUGCUCGUCGGUCAACGUUCCGGAGAAGUCAUCUCGGAAGAUCUGAGGGUGCAACCUGGAAAAGGUCAGAUGGUCGGGAGUACGAGGAAGAGGAAGGCGGUGGUUGGGGUGAAGAAGGUGCCGGAUUCGGCGGUCCCUUGGGGAGUGGCUGUGAGUGGGAUGGGUAAUGAGAUGCUGCUGUAUGACGCAAGGUAUAGCGAAAAGCCCUUACAUAUCUUUGAAGGCCACGUCAACAAUUUUCAAACGAAAGUGAGCCUCGCUCUAUCCCCCUCUGGCGAACACGUCUUCUCCUCAGGCUCCGACAACCGCAUCCGCGGCUGGUCAACCCUCACCGGCGAACCCCUCAGCCCCCAGCCCGCACACUACCAAUAUAACGCCCUCACGCCCUUUGACGAAGCCAGUGAAGAAGAGAACCCUUUGUCGCGCGCGUUUGACGACAAGAUUUCGCAUUUGGUUGUGAGGGAGGAUCUUGGGCUGGAUGUGGUGGUGCAGGCGCAGUUGUAUAGAUUUGCAAAGUAG
Cryptococcus wingfieldii CBS 7118 is the source of this 1335-nucleotide messenger RNA. Its product is annotated as WD-repeat protein 21A. The record is from RefSeq and is a predicted model, not a curated record. The coding region runs from base 1 to 1335 and encodes 444 amino acids. The transcript has 8 exons. Gene Ontology annotation, molecular function: protein binding. NCBI's taxonomy places the organism in Eukaryota, Fungi, Basidiomycota, Tremellomycetes, Tremellales, Cryptococcaceae.